GUCAAGAUCCCAGCCGGUACCAUGCAGCGCUUUGCAGAUCAAGUCGCCAUCAUCACGGGUGGCGCUGACGGCCUUGGCCGGAGCAUUGCGGCACGGCUGUCAAAUGAGGGUGCUGCCGUGGCCAUCUUUGAUUUUAAUGAAGUCAAGAUGGCUGAAGUCAAGGCGGAGCUAGAGGCAGCUGGCCGCCGAGUGGCGACUUUAAAGGUCGACAUCUCCGACGAGGAUGCUGUGCGCCAGGCCAUCGAGCAGGUUGUCGAGCAAUUUGGUCGCCUUGAUAUCACCAUCAACUGUGCCGGCAUCGUUGGCCCCACUGGCAAGAAACUCCAGGACAUUGAGGGGGCUGACUUUGACAAGGUGAUCGCCAUCAACCUGCGUGGCAGCUUCAACAUGACCAAGUAUAGUCUCCCCCAUAUGCUCAAGAACAACUACGGCCGCAUUUUGCUCAUCGCCUCCAUUGCGGGCAAGGAAGGCAAUGCUGGCAUGUGCGCCUAUUCGACCAGCAAGGCCGGUGUCAUUGGCCUCACCAAAUCCGUGGGCAAGGAAUAUGCAGAGACUGGCAUCACUGUCAAUGCGCUCGCCCCUGCCGUCAUCCGCACCGCCAUGGUCGAAGGCAUGCCCGCCGAGCAGGUCAAGUACAUGACGGACAAGAUUCCGAUGAAGCGCUGCGGUGCGCUCGAUGAAGUGGCUUCCACUGCAGCUUUCAUCGUUAGCAAGGAAGCAUCCUUCAACACUGGCUUUUGCUUUGAUCUGACGGGUGGUCGUGCCGUCUACUAAGUAGUUGUCAACGCGUCUCCUUUGCUGUUCCUCAUGCUGGCAUUCCAUGAAUGCCAACCAGCUGAGCGUUGCCUUCAAACCGAUCACCCUCAAGUUG
Molecule: messenger RNA, 871 nt
Organism: Monosiga brevicollis MX1
Lineage: Eukaryota; Choanoflagellata; Craspedida; Salpingoecidae
Exons: 5
Coding region: 22-774 (250 amino acids)
Molecular function (GO): oxidoreductase activity
Source: RefSeq, a predicted model, not a curated record